AUGCAGAAGGAGGUGCAUAAGCAUACCCUCAUGCACGGCCUCCUCAUGUACUGCAUAUUUCGUCCAGAUGUCCAACUCGGCGUCUUGCUAGCGCGCAGACCGUGGUUCUUCAUCCUCGCCUCCGUGGCCCUCUCCUCCGGCCUCAGCUCGGGGCUCCUCUUCUGGCGGAUGUAUAACUCGGAGAACGUGGAGACGUGGUUCCUCCCCGAGGCACCCCUGUACCAGACCGAUAUGUGGAUCCGGGAGAAUUUCCCCGAGGGGGUCCGGUACGAGCAGGUGAUCGUUGCGGGUCCGAACGUCCUCACGCCUGAAUAUUUCAAAUACAUGGCGGCUCUGGACAGGAAAAUUCGAUCCGUGGAAGCCGGGGGAUUUGCAUGGGUGGACGUUUGUGCCAGGCCAGACGAAUUUCUGGAAGGAAAAAUCAAGGAGAAAAGGAGGAAAAGAGGCACCCCGAACCUGUUGAGCCCAGAUGAGUCCAGUGUCCACCAGCGUCAAGAAAACACAACAACGAUAGCAACUGAAGCAACAUCAAGAAUUGGAUAUGCAAUGCCAGCAGCAGCAAAAACGAAAGCAGCCCAGCCAGAACCAGAAGAAAUCACUGGAGAAUCCGCGCAAUAUGACGACUACAGUUAUGGUUGGAAAGAGGAUUCGAAUGAGGACGUUUUUGGAGGAGAUGAGAAGGGAAAGGAAAAGAUCAUGUACGAGGAUAAGUGCAUCUAUUCCAGCUCCCUUCUUCUGUGGGAUGAGGAUUUCGAUUUCAGUGCCAUCACCAAGGAAGAGAUACGGGAUAAAAUCACGCGGGCGCUUGAUGACGAGUCGAUGAGAGACGUAGACGUGAUACUAUCGGGCGUGGAGCGUGAUGCCGAAGGACGGGUUGUGGGGGCCACGGCCGUCCUGAGCAUUGAUCCCAUCUCUGAGCCGUGGGAGGCGAAGUUCCUCGAUGCGAUUUUCCACAACGUCAUUCCCCGGCCGCUGGGGCUGGAGGUCUACGUCGCCUCCGCGCGCAGCUACCGGGAUGGGAUCACGUCCGUGAUGGACAACAACACGAUUUAUUUCGUCCUUGGAUUCGUCUUCAUCACGAUCUACCUGGCUGCCUCCAUGGGGAAGUUUAACCUCUUGCAACAAAGGAUCUACCUGGGCUUGGCCACAGUGAUGUCCAUCGGAAUGACCAUCUUGAGCGCCUUCGGGGUGUGCCUAUACGUCGGACUCUUACCGGCGGAGCUCCAUAAUUUGAUGCCUUUCCUCAUCCUGGGGAUCGGCAUUGACGACACGCUCGUCAUCAUUCAGUGCCUGGAGAACGUGGUGAACGCUGGAAGGAUCUUGAAAGCGGAGGAGCGCGUCGAGGAGGCACUGAAGCAGGCCGGGGUGUCAAUCACCAUCACCACGCUCACAGACAUCUUUGCCUUCGGCGUUGGAGCCACGACGGUGAGUCGCAUGCCUUCUCACUUUCACCUGAAGCAUUCUGGUUCCAAACCAAGUCGAGGUCUACAUGCUGUGGUAGUGGUGCUGGUCACGGUGGGGCUGUUGGGUGUCAACUGUUGGGGAUUGUCGGGGUUGACGAAUGAAUUUGACAGGUCCUGGUUCCUGGAUAAGGGGUAUUUACGGGAAUUCUUGACGGCAUUGCAAGAGCUCUUCCCGGAGAGCGGCUACAGGGCGGAAUUUUAUAUCGGGGACGUGGAUUAUUUCCGGGAGAGGGAGUCGCUGCUGGAGCUGUACAAGAGGCUGGAUGGGUUGCCCGGUGUGAGAGACGGCUCAGUGGAGUUUUGGUAUAAGGCCUUCAUGGAAUACCUCAAAGAUGAAAAAGAGUACCCGAAAACAGAGGCGGAAUUCAAGGACAAUGUUUCCACCUUCCUGGUCUUCUCCAAGAAGGGACGGAAGUACCUCCGUGACGUGCAGUACACCGGGAACCUCCUCCUCGACUUCAACAUCACUGCCUCGAGGGGAAGGUACCAGCACAUCCACUUCAACGAUGGGAUGGAGAAGCGACGGGGGAUCGACGAGGUGGAGGAGGUGCUGCACUCGGUGCGGUUUAGGUUCCGGGAUCCCUUCAGGGGAUGUCUUGGGCCCGACUAUCUUGCAAUCAGGAGCAAUCAGGCAAGUGAUGCUGAUCUUUGGUCUAGAAGCGGUGACGUUGUAUCCGAGGAGCUGAUAAAGAACCUCGGCCUGACGCUGGCCGGAGUAUUCGUGGUGGUCCUCUUGAUGGUGGGGGAUCUGCGCGUCUCCCUCUGGGUCUUCACCUGCAUCCUCUUCACCUUGAUCGGGAUAGCGGGGGGAAUCCGCUUUGCUGGGCUCACUGUGGAGAUCAUGACCUCAAUCCUCAUGAUCUUGUCUGUCGGGUUGGCCGUGGAUUAUUCCACCCAUAUCGCGCAUAAGUUUAUGGUCACGUACAGCGAUUCAAAGGAUGCACGAGUAAGAAUCACGUUAACAGAAAUAGGCCCGCCUGUUUUCAAAGGGGGCCUUACUACGAUGAUGGCCUUCAUGUUUUGUUUUUGGAGCACCAAUUAUCUCUUCAAAGUUACUCUCACGGUAAUUUGGCUCUCGGUGAUAUAUGGGCUUUACCACGGUUUGAUCUACCUGCCUGUGAUGUUGAGCUGGUUUGGCCAUGAUCCUUUUGUUGAUAUAAUGCCUUCAAUGAAAAACAGUACUUCCACGGAUGUUCUUGAAAUGAAUCUUGAAGAUACGGAGGAAGGCAAACUUCCCAUUGUCCCGACGAAGAAUUACUCAACCAUUUCGUGGAAAGUCCUUUGGAAGAAGAGCAAGGGAGAGUAUCCGAUGGGGAGCGAACCAGGUCAUCCACAGCUGGAGGUUGCUGGAGGACACGAGUCCUCUCUCAAGAUCGACAGGAAGGAGGGCUGCGCGGUGGCGUCGUACCGCCAGCGACGGGUUGUUGCUGCAUUCCAGCCAAUCUCUGGGAAACUUCCAAUGGAAACGGCGGACCUGGUCCUCAAUCUGAUCGUGGAGACGUGGUUCCUCCCCGAGGCACCCCUGUACCAGACGGAUAUGUGGAUCCAGGAGAAUUUCCCCGAGGGGGUCCGGUACGAGCAGGUCAUCGUGGCGGGUCCGACCGUCCUCACGCCUGAAUAUUUCAAAUACAUUGAUCCCAUCUCUGAGCCGUGGGAGUCAAGGUUCCUCGAUGCGAUUUUCCACAACGUCCUUCACUGGCCGCUCGGGCUGGAGGUCUACGUCGCCUCUGCGCGCAGCUACCGGGAUGGGAUCACGGCCGUGAUAGACAACAACAGGAAUUAUUUCGUCCUUGGGUUCGUCUUCAUCACGAUCUACCUGGCUGCUUCCAUGGGGAAGUUUAACCUCUUGCAACAAAGGAUCUACUUGGGCUUGGCCACAGUGAUGUCCAUCGGAAUGACCAUCUUGAGCGCGUUCGGGGCGUGCCUAUACGUCGGACUCUUACCGGCGGAGCUCCAUAAUUUGAUGCCUUUCCUCAUCCUGGGGAUCGGCAUUGACGACACGCUCUGCCUGGAGAACGUGGUGAACGCAGGAGGGAUCUUGAAGGCGGAGGAGCGCGUCGGGGAGGCACUAAAGCAGGCCGGGGUGUCAAUCACCAUCACCACGCUCACAGACAUCAUUGCCUUCGGCGUUGGUGCAACGACGGUGAGUCGCCUGCCUGAUCUUUUUCAUCUGAAGUAUUCUGGUUCCAAAUCAAGUCGAGGUCUACAUGCUGCUGCCGAUUCGGAUGAAAUUCGACUCGGCAUCUUGCUAGCGCGCAGACCGUGGUUCUUCAUCCUCGCCUCCGUGGCCCUCUCCUCCGGCCUCAGCUCGGGGCUCCUCUUCUGGCGGAUGUAUAAUUCGGAGAACGUGGAGACGUGGUUCCUUCCCGAGGCACCCUUGUACCAGACGGAGAUGUGGAUCCGGGAGAAUUUCCCCGAGGGGGUCCGGUACGAGCAGGUCAUCGUGGCGGGUCCAAACGUCCUCAAGCCUGAAUAUUUCAAAUACAUGGCGGCUCUAGACAGGAAAAUUCGAUCCGUGGAAGCCGGGGGAUUUGCAUGGGUGGACGUUUGUGCCAGGCCAGACGAAUUUCUGGAAGGAAAAAUCAAGGAGAAAAGGAGGAAAAGAGACACCCCGAACCUGUUGAGCCCAGAUGAGUCCAGUGUCCACCAGGUUCAAGCAACGGCAGCAAAAACGAAAGCAGCCCAGCCAGAACCAGAAGGAAUCACUGGAGAAUCUGCGCAAUAUGACGACUACAGUUAUGGUUGGAAAGAGGAUUCGAAUGAGGACGUUUUUGGAGGAGAUGAGAAGGGAAAGGAAAAGGUCAUGUACGAGGAUAAGUGCAUCUAUUCCAGCUCCCUUCUUCUGUGGGAUGAGGAUUUCGAUUUCAGUGCCAUCACCAAGGAGGAGAUCCGGGAUAAAGUCACGAGGGCGCUUGAUGACGAGUCGAUGAAAGACGUAGACGUGAUACUAUCGGGCGUAGAGCGUGAUGCCGAAGGACGGGUUGAGGGGGCCACAGCCGUCCUGAGCGUCUACAUCCUCAAGGACCGGACGAACAUCACCAACAUCCAGGGGCAACGAAUUGAUCCCAUCUCUGAGCCAUGGGAGGCGAAGUUCCUCGAUGCGAUUUUCCACAACGUCCUUCCCCGGCCCCUGGGGCUGGAGGUCUACGUCGCCUCCGCGCGCAGCCACCGGGAUGGGAUCACGUCCGUGAUAGACAACAACAGGAUUUACUUCGUCUUUGGGUUCGUCUUCAUCACGAUCUACCUGGCUGCCUUCAUGGGGAAGUUCAACCUCUUGCAACAAAGGAUCUACCUGGGCUUGGCCACAGUGUUGUCCAUCGGAAUGACCAUCUUGAGCGCGUUCGGGGCGUGCCUAUACGUCGGACUCUUACCGGCGGAGCUCCAUAAUUUGAUGCCUUUCCUCAUCCUGGGGAUCGGCAUUGACGACACGCUCGUCAUCAUUCAGUGUCUGGAGAACGUGGUGAACGCGGGAGGGAUCUUGAAGGCGGAGGAGCGCGUCGGGGAGGCACUGAAGCAGGCCGGGGUGUCAAUCACCAUAACCACGCUCACAGACAUAUUUGCUUUCGGCGUUGGAGCAACGACGAAAAUACCGAUGCUGAGGAGUUUCUGCAUCUUCACGGCCGUUGGGAUCUUCAUCGUGUACGUCAUGAACUUAAUAUUCAUUGUCCCGAUUCUGUCGUUGGACGAAAAGAGGCGAGACGCCGGGAGGGAAGGGUGUCUCUGCAUUCAGCUGCCAGACAACUACAAGCCGAACCGCUGCAUGCAGAAGCAGCUGAUGGACGAGUUUUUCCAGCGGUUGCUCGGACCGCUCAUCGUGAAAACGCCAGUGAAGGUGGUAGUGGUGCUGGUCACGGUGGGGCUGUUGGGUGUCAACUGUUGGGGAUUGUCGGGGUUGACGAAUGAAUUUGACAGGUCCUGGUUCCUGGAUGAGGGGUAUUUAAAGGAUUUCUUGACGGCAUUGCAAGAGCUCUUCCCGGAGAGCGGCUACAGGGCGGAAUUUUAUAUCGGGGACGUGGAUUAUUUCCGGGAGAGGGAGUCGCUGAUGGAACUGUACAAGAGGCUGGAUGGGUUGCCCGGUGUGAGAGACGGCUCAGUGGAAUUUUGGUAUCCGGCCUUCCUGGAAUACCUGAAAGAUGAAAAAGAAUACCCGAAAACAGAGGCGGAAUUCAAGGACAAAGUAUCCACCUUCCUGGUUUUCUCCAAGAAGGGACGGAAGUACCUCCGUGACGUGCAGUACACCGGGAACCUCCUCCUCGACUUCAACAUCACCGCCUCGAGGGGAAGGUACCAGCACAUCCACUUCAACGAUGGGGUGGAGAAGCGACGGGGGAUCGACGAGGUGGAGGAGGUGCUGCACUCGGUGCGGUUUAGGUUCCGGGAUGCCUUCAGGGGAUGUCUUGGGCCCGACUAUCUUGCAAUCAGGAGCAAUCAGGCAAGUGAUGCUGAUCUUUGGUCUAGAAGCGCUAGGAGAGGACCGAGCGAGAGGAUAGAAGGAGGUAGUGCUGACAUUCGCUGCUUACAGGUUGUAUCGGAGGAGCUGAUCAAGAACCUCGGCCUGACGCUGGCUGGAGUAUUCGUGGUGGUCCUCUUGAUGGUGGGGGACCUGCGCGUCUCCCUCUGGGUCUUCACUUGCAUCCUCUUCACCUUGAUCGGGAUAGCGGGGGGGAUCCGCUUUGCUGGGCUCACCGUGGAGAUCAUGACCUCCAUCCUCAUGAUCUUGUCUGUCGGGUUGGCCGUGGAUUAUUCCACCCACAUCGCACAUAAAUUCAUGGUCACGUACAGCGAUUCAAAGGAUGCACGAGUAAGAAUCACGUUAAUAGAAAUAGGCCCGCCUGUUUUCAACGGGGGCCUUACUACGAUGAUGGCCUUCAUGUUUUGUUUUUGGAGCACCAAUUAUCUCUUCAAAGUUUCUCUCACGGUAAUUUGGCUCUCGGUGAUAUACGGGCUUUACCACGGUUUGAUCUACCUGCCUGUGAUGUUGAGCUGGUUUGGCCCUGAUCCCUUCGUUGAUGUGAUGCCUUCAAUGAAAAACAGUCCUUCCACGGAUGUUCUUGAAAUGAAUCUUGAAGAUACGGAGGGAGGCAAACUUCCCAUUGUCCCGACGAAGAAUUACUCAACCUUUUCGUGGAAAGUCCUUUGGAAGAAGAGCAAGGGAGAGUAUCCGAUGGGAAGCGAACCAGGUCAUCCGCAGCUGGAGGAUGCUGGAGGACAGGAGUCCUCUCCCAAGGGCGACAGGAAGGAGGGCUGCGCGGUGGCGUCGUAUCGCCAGCGACGGGGUAGGACGAGACGUGAGCAUCGUAGUGACUGUCGUGUGAACCGAAUACGAACCGGAAUAAACUGGAAGUGUCGCAGCAUCCCGAAGCCGCAUCUCCUCCAUACAUCACGAAAAUGGGUAAAGACAUCAUGGGAAGAAUCAGCCGUCACGUCCACGCCGCCUCAGAAUCCCUCUUCCACAAGUAAGUCCAGGUCCAAGCAUAUUAAGUUCAAUCAAACCAACCCCAAGCAAAUCAAGCUUCAUGUGGGAACGAAUGGACUCGGCCUCCUACUGGCGCGCAGACCGUGGUUCUUCAUCCUUGCCUCCGUGGCCCUCUCCUCUGGUCUCAGUUCGGGGCUCCUCUUCUGGCGGAUGGACAACACGGAGAACAUUGAGAUGUGGUUUCUCCCCGAGGCACCCCUGUACCAGACCGAUAUGUGGAUCCAGGAGAAUUUCCCCGAGGGGGUCCGGUACGAGCAUGUCAUCGUGGCGGGUCCGAACGUCCUCACGCCUGAAUACUUCAAAUAUAUGGCGGCUUUGGACAAGAAAAUUCGAUCCGUGGAAGCCGGGGGAUUUGCAUGGGUGGACGUUUGUGCCAGGCCAGACGAAUUUCUAGAAGGAAAAGUCAAGGAGAAAAAGUGGAAAAGAGACACCCCGAAAAUGUUGAACCCAGACGAGUCCAGUGUCCCCCAGCGUCAAGAGGAUUCGAAUGAGGACGUUUUUGGGGGAAAUAAGAAGGGAAAGGAAAAGGUCAUGUACGAGGAUAAGUGCAUCUAUUCCAGCUCCCUUCUUCUGUGGGAUGAGGAUUUCGAUUUCAGUGCCAUCACCAAGGAGGAGAUCCGGGAUAAAAUCACGCGGGCGCUUGAUGACGAGUCGAUGAGAGACGUAGACGUGAUACUAUCGGGCGUGGAGCGUGAUGCCGAAGGACGGGUUGUGGGGGCCACGGCCGUCCUGAGCGUCUACAUCCUCAAGGACCGGACGAACAUCACCAACAUCCAGGGACAACGAAUUGAUCCCAUCUCUGAGCCGUGGGAGGCGAAGUUCCUCGAUGCGAUUUUCCACAACGUCCUUCCCCGGCCGCUCGGGCUGGAGGUCUACGUAGCCUCUGCGCGCAGCUACCGGGAUGGGAUCACGGCCGUGAUAGACAACAACAGGAUUUAUUUCGUCCUUGGGUUCGUCUUUAUCACGAUCUACCUGGCUGCCUCCAUGGGGAAGUUCAACUUCUUGCAACAAAGAAUCUACCUGGGCUUUGCCACAGUGUUGUCCAUCGUAAUGACCAUCUUGAGCGCGUUCGGGGCGUGCCUAUACGUCGGACUCUUACCGGCGGACCUCCAUAAUUUGACGCCUUUCCUCAUCCUGGGGAUCGGCAUUGACGACACGUUCGUCAUCAUUCAGUGCCUGGAGAACUUGGUGAACGCAGGAGGGAUCUUGAAGGCGGAGGAACGCGUCGGGGAGGCACUGAAGCAGGCCGGGGUGUCAAUCACCAUAACCACGCUCACAGACAUAUUUGCUUUCGGCGUUGGAGCAACGACGAAAAUACCGAUCCUGAGGAGUUUCUGCAUAUUCACGGCCGUUGGGAUCUUCAUCGUGUACGUCAUGAACUUAAUAUUCAUAGUCCCGAUUUUGUCGUUGGACGAAAAGAGGCGAGACGCCGGGAGGGAAGGGUGUCUCUGCAUUCAGCUGCCGGACGAGUACAAGCCGAACCGCUGCAUGCAGAAGAAGCUGAUGGAAGUGUUUUUCCAGCGGUUGCUCGGACCGCUCAUCGUGAAAACGCCAGUGAAGGUGGUAGUGGUGCUGGUCACGGUGGGGCUGUUGGGUGUCAACUGUUGGGGAUUGUCGGGGUUGACGAAUGAAUUUGACAGGUCCUGGUUCCUGGAUAAGGGGUAUUUACGGGAAUUCUUGACGGCAUUGCAAGAGCUCUUCCCGGAGAGCGGCUACAGGGCGGAAUUUUAUAUCGGGGACGUGGAUUAUUUCCGGGAGAGGGAGUCGCUGCUGGAGCUGUACAAGAGGCUGGAUGGGUUGCCCGGUGUGAGAGACGGCUCAGUGGAGUUUUGGUAUAAGGCCUUCAUGGAAUACCUCAAAGAUGAAAAAGAGUACCCGAAAACAGAGGCGGAAUUCAAGGACAAAGUUUCCACCUUCCUGGUCUUCUCCAAGAAGGGACGGAAGUACCUCCGUGACGUGCAGUACACCGGGAACCUCCUCCUCGACUUCAACAUCACCGCCUCAAGGGGACGGUACCAGCACAUCCACUUCAACGAUGGGGUGGAGAAGCGACGGGGGAUCGACGAGGUGGAGGAGGUGCUGCACUCGGUGCGGUUCAGGAUCCGAGAUGCCUUCAGGGGAUGCCUCGGACCCGACUAUCUUGCAAUCAGGACCAAUCAAGCAAGUGAUGUUGUAUCCGAGGAGCUGAUAAAGAACCUCGGCCUGACGCUGGCCGGAGUAUUCGUGGUGGUCCUCUUGAUGGUGGGGGAUCUGCGCGUCUCCCUCUGGGUCUUCACCUGCAUCCUCUUCACCUUGAUCGGGAUAGCGGGGGGAAUCCGCUUUGCUGGGCUCACCGUGGAGAUCAUGACCUCCAUCCUCAUGAUCUUGUCUGUCGGGUUGGCCGUGGAUUAUUCCACCCACAUCGCGCAUAAGUUUAUGGUCACGUACAGCGAUUCAAAGGAUGCACGAGUAAGAAUCACGUUAACAGAAACAGGCCCGCCUGUUUUCAACGGGGGCCUUACUACGAUGAUGGCCUUCAUGUUUUGUUUUUGGAGCAGCAAUUAUAUCUUCAAAGUUUCUCUCACGUGGAGAGUCCUUUGGAAGAAGAGCAAGGGAGAGUAUCCGAUGGGAAGCGAACCAGGUCAUCCGCAGCUGGAGGACGCUGGAGGACACGAGUCCCCUCCUAAGUUCGACGACAAGGAGGGGUGCGUGGUGGCGUCGUACCGCCAGCGACGGGGUAGUCAGGCUUGA
Darwinula stevensoni is the source of this 9669-nucleotide messenger RNA. The record is from the annotation of a GenBank genome assembly. NCBI's taxonomy places the organism in Eukaryota, Metazoa, Arthropoda, Ostracoda, Podocopida, Darwinulidae.